AUUUGGACGUGGAUACGAGAUGUCGUUUUUCGUCUUUCUCAUUUUCUUAUGCUUUGUAUCAUGCAAUGCACGAAAUACAAACUCAUUCAUUAAGCUUAUGAACAAGAAAUGCCCCGGGAGUGAUCAUGUUGGAAUGGAUGGAAACGAUGACAUUUUGGAUAUGUGCAAUUCUGCUGUGGGACAAUAUAAUAGAGCACGUGGCCACAAUGGGAAAUGGAAAUGCAAAUUGUUUGUCAAAAGUGACGACGUUUUCGCAAUGAAGGUAAAAAUCCUAAAGAGGGGACGUCCGAAAACAUUCAUCCAUAUCUUAGUAAACCAAAAUGGAGAAUUAAUUAAAGAGCAAAAAGGCUUCUACAAGAAGAAGGACUGCAUCAGAUUGAAUGCAAUGGGGAUUAAUACAAAUAGCGGACUAGUACACGGCGUGACGUCAAAGUCUCCACAAGGCCAAAUCGUGGAAGAGUAUUUGGGAAUACCAUAUGCAGAUCCACCUGUCGGUGAUUUAAGAUUCGCAAAACCAAAGGCAUACAGAAUGUUUCCGAAUGGUACCUAUAACGCAACAAGCUAUAGAAACUCAUGCUUUGGGUAUAUCGAUGAAACAUUCGGUGACUUUAAAGGAUCAGAUAUGUGGAACCCUAAGAAUCCACUAAGCGAAGACUGUUUGUUCCUGAAUAUAUGGGUUCCACUUCCAGUCAGGCAAAAUCGGACAGUAAUGGUGUGGAUAUUCGGCGGAGGUUUUUACAGCGGAAGUAGUUCCCUCUCUGUAUAUGACGGAAAGGCGUUAGCUGCGCACGCAGAUGUUGUAGUCGUGUCUAUGAACUACCGAGUCGGUUCCUUCGGAUUUUUCAGUACUGGGGAUGACAGAUCUAAAGGGAACUUCGGGUUACAUGACGUGCUACUUUCCCUUCAAUGGAUAAAUACAAAUAUUGGGUCAUUUGGAGGAGAUAAGGAUUCAGUGACUUUAUUUGGAGAAAGUGCGGGUGCAGCUACCAUCGGAUAUAUGUUAAUGGCUGACGAGGCAGAUCCACUAUUCAAAAGGGCGAUACUACAAAGUGCGAGCCCUGAUUCCAGAUGGUCAUUUAUGACUGGUGAGCAGGCCAAAGAACGCUCUCAACUAUUUGCAAGUGCUAUGACUUGUCAGGACAAUGCCAACCUUGUAGAAUGUUUGCGGACUAAAGAAGCAAACGAAAUUUAUGCGAAGGACUAUGUAACAGGCAACUUCUUUGAAUUUCCUUGGGUACCAAAUAAAGAUGGCGAACUUGUAGAAGACAAUCCACGUAAUCUCAUAAAAGAAGGGAAAUUCCAGAAAAAGGACAUAAUUGCCGGGGUCAACACAGACGAGGGGUCAUUUUGGAUCCUUUAUGCGCUUCAAGGGUUUUCCAAGGAUAACUCAAGUGGACAAAGUGAACAGAUGUACCGUGACGCCAUUAAGACAUUAGAUUGGGAUCUCCCUUUUGGUACCCAGGACCUAAUCACAACUGAAUACCUUCCAGCUGACACUUCUGAUAGAAAUGCAAACAGGGAUGCUAUUGAAGAUGAAACCGGAGACAGAGCAUUUAUCUGUCCAACCAUAAACCUGGCACAGGAUUUCUCCACUUCUAACUCAGGGAAUACUGUUUACAUGUAUUAUUUGUCACAUCGCGCCUCAAAUGAGGUGUGGCCAGAGUGGAUGGGGACCAUACAUGGCGCCGAUAUUCAGUGGAUAUUUGGUCUACCAUUAGACAAGUCACUAAAUUACACUAAAGAGGAAGAGGCGUUAUCUAAAGAUAUCAUGACGUACUGGAGCAACUUCGCCAAAACAGGAAAUCCAAAUGGCGCUGGACUUUCUGAAUGGCCAACAUACAGAGCAGAUGCAUACACGCACAUGGAAUUCCGCGAAGCAAACUCUCAAGGCGUGUAUCCAACAGGGUCUAAACAUAGGGAGAAAUAUUGUACAUUUUGGAACUCAAUCCUCUGA
Messenger RNA from Owenia fusiformis, 1954 nucleotides. The record is from the annotation of a GenBank genome assembly. Lineage: Eukaryota; Metazoa; Annelida; Polychaeta; Sabellida; Oweniidae.